Messenger RNA from Lactuca sativa (garden lettuce), 2228 nucleotides. RefSeq names its product TAF RNA polymerase I subunit A. Gene Ontology annotation, biological process: transcription by RNA polymerase I. NCBI's taxonomy places the organism in Eukaryota, Viridiplantae, Streptophyta, Magnoliopsida, Asterales, Asteraceae. Gene Ontology annotation, cellular component: RNA polymerase I transcription regulator complex. The record is from RefSeq and is a predicted model, not a curated record.
CCAAAGCCAAACCAAACCCAACAAAAUUGAAAACCCUUGCAAGAGUUCAAACGUCCCCGCCGGAAUACUUCGGUCGCUCUCGCCGAGCACUCACUUUCAGUUUUCCUCGGUCGCCGCCAUAAUAAGGGGAGCACCUCGCCUGCGAACUAUCCGAACUACAGAAUGCGAUAGCCCUACGUAUUGACAAACUGGUAUACCCAAUGGACCUUUCCAUGGAAAUCGAUGAAGACGAAGAUAUUAACAAACUGAAAAAGAGAAAAGCAACGAAGGCGAAUCGGAGUAAGAUCGAUGACGCAGUCGUCGUUGCAUCGUCGGGGAAGAGGAACAUUAAAAGAAUCAUAUUAUCUGUAACGAAGCCCUCAUAUACUUUAAAGAGAGGCUCAGGGCGAGAUAUGCGUAGUUUGCGGUGGGAACAUCGGAAUAAACUGCGAUACCUUCUUCGACAACUGAUUCGGCGUCAAAAUUGGGAUGAAGCGUCCGGCGUGUUGAGCGUGUUGUUGAAGGGGACGCACAGAGAGAAUAGUUUAUCGACGAAUCGGACUAAAUAUUGGACUACAUUGGCUCUUUUAGAACACAUGGGAUCUGCGAAAACAAAAACAAGAAAAAUCCAUCAUUUAUAUGAAAUAUGGAUGAAAAAGAAUUUUGCAAUUACAAAAAAUAGGCGGUGGUUAAAGGGUAGGUUUGAUGUACAGUUAGAAUUCCUCCUUUACUGUCUUUCACAAGGUGACUCAGAUGGAGCUUACCAGGCUGUUAUAAGUUUUCUGCAAGAAACAGACUUCACAAGUGACCCAAUAGCAAAUUUGGUUGCGGGGUUAGCCUUUUCUCAUCUAUGGUACAAUUCCAUUAAAAAAGAGAUGCAAUUGCAGGAUUCACUUGAACCUUCUACUUCCAUUCAGUCAGGAAUGUCUGGAAUUGACCAUUCCAAUGGACAAUGUGUGGUUGAAGUCGAAGAUUCCGAUUCCGCCUUCGAAAGGGAUUCAAACACCUCUAUCAGAAUUGGCAAAACAAUUGAUGGAAAUAGAGUAGUUCCAAUGGAGGUUGAUUAUAAUGUGAAAAAGGAAAUGCAAUAUGAAGAACUACAUUUAAACUCUCUUGAGAGUGAUCAAAUUGACGACUCUUCUCAAUUCCCUCAUACUGGCAACAAGCGAUAUGGUUCUAUAUUUUAUGCUCAUGAUCUUGAAAAUUUCUUGAUGCCUUUGAAAUUUCCAAGCACAAAAGAACUCGGGGAUUUUAUCUCUUUUCAAAAGAGAAUACACACUGAUCACUAUAAGGCUGCAGUGAAGCAUUUAAGAGGUGCUCUUCAUUCUACUCCACCAGCUUUUGAGGCUUUACUUCCUCUCAUACAGAUGCUGUUGUUUGGGGAUCAAGUGAAGGAAGCUAUAGAAGAGGUGGAAAGUGUUGUUCAGAUUUCUGAUGCCACACUUCCUUUUAGGUUAAAAGCUAGUCUUCAGGAGCAUUUUUCCAAUGAGGAUGCAACCAAAUUGUCUGCAUGCUUUGAGGAGACAUUAAAAAAGGAUCCAACUUGUAGCCAUUCAAUUUCAAAGCUAAUAAGCUUUCAUCAUGAUGGGUUUUACAAUACGGAAAAUUUAGUAGAAAUGAUUGCUUUGCAUUUAGAUGCCACAUAUGCAGACUGCCAUAUCUGGAGAGAGUUUGCUUCUUGCUUCUUAAGGCUUUCUCAAUGUGAUGAGGACAGAAUGUCAAGCUGUGUGGGUGAAGGCAAAGAUAGUUCCAGAAAACAUUCCAAGAAUACCCCUGAUAUGUUUAAAGAUAACACAUCAAGAAAGAAUUGGAGAAUACGUUGUCGAUGGUGGCUGACACGUCAUUUCACCCAAACCAUACUCGCAUCCGAAGUUUCCUCAGGUAACGUGGAGCUUUUAGCUUGCAAAGCAGCUUCGGGGUGUCAUCUUUAUGGUUCGGAAUUUGCGUAUGUUGUCAAGGCUUGUACAUACUUAAAAAAAGAAAAGAGUCGAGAAAUCUCAAUUUUGAAGAUGCACGUGGAGAAUGCUAUUGGAAUUUAUGUCGCUUAGAGGGUCAUGUAUUUAUUGGUUAAACUCAAAUGUAAUGGCCUUGUGUCCAUUAUCUUUUUGUAUUUUAUGAGAGGGUGUCUCAAAGUUUUGGUAGAAGUUAGGCUAUUUAUUACCCUCAAGUUUUGUAAUUUUCUACUUGCAUAUAAAUGUAUAAUAUAAUAUUGUUUAGAGCAUUUGUUUUAGUAAUAUUUAUUUGGUUAA